Haemonchus placei is the source of this 735-nucleotide messenger RNA. NCBI's taxonomy places the organism in Eukaryota, Metazoa, Nematoda, Chromadorea, Rhabditida, Trichostrongylidae. The record is from the annotation of a GenBank genome assembly.
AUGAAAUGGGAUAUCACUCAAUGGUCGCAAGAGUGUCAAAAAUGCCUGUGUGACAUGCAUCGCCACCCCAUGACUCCAGGGUUGAAACCCAUCGUUACAUCGAAGCCUUUUGAAUUGGCAGGCGUCGAUAUCUUAGAAAUGGGGUCAACGUACAACGGGAACCGUUAUAUACUUAGCAUGAUUUAUCACGUUCCAAAGUUUGUUAAAGCAUACGCCAUCUCAUCAAAGACAGCUACGGAAAAGGCUAGAGUGUUCUUUGAAAGGUGGGUCGCUGUGAGAGGACAUCAAGGAGGGGAGUUCGACAAUCGAUUGGUGCAAGAGCUCAGAUCACUUCUAGGCAUCGACCAUGUCUACGCAAAGGACACUCUCAUUUUGCGUUUCGCUUAUAAUACGACGGUCCACGAGUCUACUGGAGAGUCACCGUGCUACUUGUUACACGGAUUCGAUCCUUAUAUCCUCGAAGAACCUAGCAAAUAUGUAGUAGAUACUGAAAACUACACGCAUGAGGUAUUCGCGGCCACCAACAUUGCGCGCGAGUACGCGCGAGAUGAGGGCAAUGGGAUGCGUCGGAAGAUGAAGCUCGCAUAUAGUGGAACAACCGUUUAUGUACCAGACUACCGAGGAUCGAUGGUAGGGUGUAAAUGGAAGUUGGGCGCGAGAAGCAGUUAUCUCAAAAUCUUGAGCUGGUCAACCCCUGGGAACUGCCAUACCGUGUGUAGACACGAGCGAGAGUAG